GGAGAGCGUCGUCCUGAGAGGAGUGAAGGCGGCAAAAUGGCGGACCGCUUCUCCCGCUUCAACGAGGACCGAGACUUUCAGGUCAAGGAUUCUACUUCCAAACGCAGGACAAAAGUGGAAAUUUGCCCAGGAUGCAGUACAGUGGUGCGAUCACUGCUUACUGCACUCUUGACCUCUUGGACUCAGGCGAUCCUCCCAUUGCAGCCUCCCGAGUAGCUGGGACUACAGGGUAAUCACUUUGAUCAAUAUGAGGAAGGACACUUGGAAAUUGAACAAGCAUCACUUGACAAGCCUAUAGAAUCGCAGUUGGCCCAUAUUAGCUAAGCAGCCAUGAUCUGCCCAGUUUUUAAAGCCAGGAUAAUAUUGGACACCGCUUACUCCAGAAACAUGGGUGGAAGCUGGGCCAGGGAUUGGGAAAAUCUCUUCAGGCAUUAUGAUCCUGGACUUGUUGUGGUGAUGGUAAUCUUAGCAGUGGUAAUUUUUUAUUUUCAGACUGAAUUACUCCUUUUGUCAUCAGUGCACCAAUAUGUUAGGCUUACUUUCUCUGUUGUAGCCUUCAUCCUUCUGCUUGGUCUUUUUCAUUUUCCUUUCCUUUCCUUAUGCAACUUGUCUGAUCCCUGUUCAUUAAAGGGUAAUGUUAAGAAGGGAUGUAUCUGUUUGUGUUAGAACUGCCAAUAAAAUCAGUUAAAACAUUAAAUUCUAAUACUGUCAAAAACUUGAUUUCCCCACAAUGUAAUGGGCACUAGCACUUGCUACUGCAAUUUAUAAAUAAAUUAAAACAAACUUUGACUGCCUUAGAAGGCAAAAGUACUAAUGCAGAGUUUAUAAACAGGGGUUUACAGAGGUAAUGAAUUUGUACCAAAACUUUCUUGAUUCUUGCAAAACAAAUUCCGACAGAUCAAAAAAAAUACCAAAAUAAAUUGCUUUGACAUUUCUUUUUAAUUCAUUCAUUGGACCAUUUAUUUUUACCAGUAAAUCCCUGAUUGAGACGUUAUGAAAGUGAUAUUGCACCUAGGAAGUCAUUUUUAUAACCUGUCUUUAAUUUGGUCCUUUUGCUAAAGAUUGCAGUCACUGCUUAUUUAUUAUACCAUUGGGCAUAAGGUAGUAAUGCAUUUUCAUUUUGCUUUACUGGCAGUCUUUUAAUUGUAUCUAAAAGAACGCUGUAUUCUAGAAGUUUUUUUUGUUGUUCCUGACAUGAGAUGUUCUUUAACAGUUUGGGUUUUUUUUUGUUGUUUUUGUUUUUGCUGUGAUAAUUCUAAUUCUCCCUAUUUAUUGUUUAAAAACAAUAAUAGGAUACAUAAGUAGUUAAACUUAUGAAUUUGUUUUUCAUUCCAUCUUAAAGGCAAAAAUUAAUUCCACAAAUAUAGAGCCACCGAAUACAAGUGGUUGUGGUCGUUUUGAACAUGGUUUCUUCUUUAUUUUGCAGGACCAAAACCAGUCAUGAUCAUGGCAUUUAUUUUUUAAGAAGUUUUUUUUGGGGGUUGGGAGGGUAGUACCUCAGAUUUAGCCUAAGAAAACUCCAUUUUUAGCCCAAAGGUAUAAUAUAUAUAUAUAUAUGUGUGUGUAUAACAACAACAACACAACCAAAAAAAACAAUUGUUUACACCAGCCUGAGUGAAAUGAUGAGGGAAGUAAACAUUGUGUUUUUUCACUAAAGGUGUACAACGGAUAAGGUAAGUCCUCUUUUCAGUGGGCUUACAUCACAAUAAAAAGCGCAAGUUGUGAUGUAAAACAGCUGUGGUAGUAAAGUGCUUGUCUGCCCCAUUUUGCUUUGUUUGGCUGGUUAUGAGUGGAUUAAAUAUAUAUAUAUUAAAAAAAAUUAUCCAGCAUAGAUCAAUUAGUUUAAAGUCAAUUUUCUUCGCAACCAGUCCUUUUCACAGCUUACCAGUUACCCUCGUAGCCAGUGUUAAAUCCACUCUAGGAAAUGGGACUUUAGAGCACCAGAUUAAAAGGAAAACUAUUCUUUGUCUCUAAGGGCAACUAAUUGUUUCUUUUUAUUUAAACUUUUCACAGCCCCGUUAAGUUGUAAAGCAUCUCCUUGUCUAUGAGGAACAUAAAAAAAAAAUUGUAAAACAUCUUUUGAAAACAAAUUCAACAUACUGAGUUGUAAUUAUAAAGUUUUACUGCAUCAUGUUUGAAAAUGUACUUUUUCUAUUUAACCAUGCCAGUUGAGUUUUUUUUUUUUUUUUUUUUUAAACUAGGUUAAAAAGUUGUGUAGGAGGAUAUCAGUGACAGAGUGAAGUGAUUUUUGAUGGGAAGUUAUUUGGGGAUCUUAAAAGGAGUUUUUAAAGUUUUAAAAUUUAAACCUCCUGGUGCCAUUGCUUAAAAGUGCUUUGCAUUACUUAUUAAUGUAAUUUUGCCACAGUAAUUUGAAGUUAAUCCCAACUGGAAGGUCAGCCAAGGUGGUUAGUUGGGUUUAAACUAGGAAAGGAAGGUCUUGAGUGUAAGCUGUGAGAAUGGCUUGUGUUUGGUUCACUGUAGCUUUCUGGUCUCUGCACUCCAAGGCAAGAUCUCUAACCACCCAAAACCCAAUGUGUAAAAUGAGCUGUUGGCUUGGCUUUGCGCCUUACCUUGAUUAUGUGUUCCUGUUACAGGGAGAACAGAUCCCAUUCCAAUUGUUGUCAAGUAUGAUGUCAUGGGCAUGGGUCGCAUGGAAAUGGAGCUUGAUUAUGCUGAAGAUGCUACCGAACGGCGCCGUGUCCUAGAAGUGGAAAAAGAAGACACAGAAGAGCUGAGACAAAAGUACAAGGAUUAUGUUGACAAAGAGAAGGCAAUUGCCAAAGCCUUGGAAGACCUCAGAGCCAACUUUUACUGUGAACUCUGUGAUAAGCAAUAUCAGAAACAUCAGGAAUUCGAUAACCAUAUCAACUCCUAUGAUCAUGCACACAAGCAGAGAUUAAAAGAUCUCAAGCAGAGAGAGUUUGCUCGAAAUGUCUCUUCAAGAUCCCGCAAGGAUGAGAAAAAACAGGAAAAAGCCCUUCGGCGGCUCCAUGAGUUGGCAGAGCAGAGAAAACAAGCUGAAUGUGCACCUGGAAGUGGUCCCAUGUUCAAACCAACCACAGUGGCUGUAGAUGAAGAAGGUGGAGAAGAUGAUAAAGAUGAAUCAGCUACAAAUAGUGGCACAGGUGCCACUGCUUCUUGUGGCCUGGGAUCUGAAUUUUCCACAGAUAAAGGAGGCCCUUUCACUGCAGUACAAAUCACUAAUACCACUGGACUGGCCCAGGCUCCUGGGUUAGCCUCCCAAGGCAUCAGCUUUGGCAUUAAGAAUAAUCUGGGGACCCCACUGCAAAAAUUGGGAGUGUCAUUUUCUUUUGCCAAGAAGGCUCCUGUCAAACUCGAAUCAAUAGCAUCAGUUUUCAAGGACCACGCGGAGGAAGGGACCUCUGAAGAUGGAACAAAACCUGAUGAGAAGGGUUCUGACCAAGGACUGCAGAAGGUAGGAGACUCUGAUGGGAGCAGUAAUCUUGAUGGUAAAAAGGAGGAUGAAGACCCUCAGGAUGGAGGAUCCCUUGCCUCAACAUUAUCCAAAUUAAAAAGGAUGAAGCGAGAAGAAGGAGCUGGGGCUACAGAGCCGGAAUAUUACCACUACAUCCCCCCAGCACACUGCAAAGUAAAACCUAAUUUUCCCUUCCUACUUUUUAUGAGAGCCAGUGAACAAAUGGAAGGUGAUAAUAGUACACACCCAAAGAAUGCCCCAGAGAGUAAAAAAGGCAGUUCUCCCAAGCCUAAAAGCUGCAUCAAGGCGGCAGCAAGCCAAGGAGCAGAAAAGACAGUCAGUGAAGUCUCUGAGCAGCCGAAGGAAACCAGCAUGACUGAGCCCUCAGAACCAGGAAGCAAAACUGAGGCAAAGAAGGCCUUAGGAGGGGAUAUAAGUGAUCAGAGUUCAGAGAGUCAUAGUCAGAAGGUUUCAGAGACCCAAACGUGUGAGUCCAACUCUUCUAAAGAAACCUCUCUGGCCACCCCAGCAGGGAAAGAAAGCCAAGAAGGACCCAAACAUCCUACUGGUCCCUUCUUCCCAGUUUUGAGCAAAGAUGAAAGCACUGCCCUCCAGUGGCCAUCAGAACUAUUAAUUUUCACCAAGGCAGAACCCUCCAUUUCAUACAGUUGUAACCCUUUAUAUUUUGACUUUAAACUUUCAAGGAACAAAGAUGCCAGAACUAAAGGGACAGAAAAACCAAAGGAUAUAGGAAGCUCCUCAAAGGACCAUCUCCAAGGCCUAGAUCCUGGUGAGCCAAAUAAAAACAAGGAAGUGGGCGGAGAGAAAAUAGUACAUUCCUCAGGAGGCAGAAUGGACGCACCUGCUUCAGGGUCUGCCUGUAGUAGCCUGAACAAGCAGGAGCCUGGGGGUAGCCAUGGGUCUGAGACAGAAGACACAGGGAGAAGCCUUCCCAGCAAGAAAGAACGAUCUGGGAAGUCCCACCGGCACAAAAAGAAAAAGAAGCACAAAAAAUCCAGCAAACACAAACGUAAACACAAGGGUGACACAGAAGAGAAAAGCUCUAAGGCAGAGUCGGGGGAGAAGUCUAAGAAGCGCAAGAAACGAAAACGAAAGAAGAAUAAGUCAUCAGCCCCAGCAGAUUCUGAACGAGGACCCAAACCAGAACCCCCUGGGAGUGGCAGUCCUGCACCUCCAAGAAGGCGGCGACGAGCUCAAGAUGACUCCCAGCGGAGAUCCCUCCCAGCUGAAGAGGGGAGCAGUGGCAAAAAGGAGGAAGGUGGGGGUGGUAGCAGCUCCCAAGACCAUAGUGGGAGGAAACACAAAGGUGAACUUCCGCCUUCAUCCUGCCAGCGAAGAGCAGGCACCAAACGGAGCAGCCGGUCUAGCCAUCGGAGCCAACCCAGUAGUGGAGAUGAGGAUAGUGAUGAUGCUUCCUCACACCGACUGCACCAGAAGUCUCCAUCCCAGUACAGUGAGGAAGAAGAAGAAGAUUCAGGCAGUGAGCAUUCCCGCAGCCGCUCAAGGUCAGGCCGGCGCCAUUCCUCACAUCGUUCUUCCCGGCGUUCUUACUCAAGUAGCUCAGAUGCCUCUUCAGACCAGAGCUGCUAUAGUAGACAGCACAGUUACUCAGAUGACAGCUACAGUGACUACAGCGACAGAUCACGAAGGCACUCCAAGCGCUCCCACGACUCGGAUGACUCAGACUAUGCCAGCUCCAAACAUCGAUCAAAACGGCACAAAUACUCAUCUUCUGACGAUGACUAUAGCCUCAGUUGCAGCCAGUCCCGAAGCCGAUCUCGGAGUCAUACCAGAGAGCGCUCAAGAUCCCGGGGCCGCAGCCGAAGCAGCAGUUGUAGUCGUAGUCGGAGCAAGCGGAGAAGCCGUAGCACCACAGCCCACAGCUGGCAACGGAGCCGGAGCUAUAGCCGGGACCGCAGUCGCAGCACCAGGAGUCCUUCCCAAAGAUCAGGCUCCAGGAAGGGAUCAUGGGGUCAUGAGAGCCCUGAGGAGAGGCAUUCUGGGCGUCGGGACUUCAUUCGUUCUAAGAUCUACCGCUCCCAGUCCCCCCACUAUUUCCGAUCAGGCCGGGGAGAAGGUCCUGGGAAGAAAGAUGAUGGCAGAGGAGAUGACAGUAAAGCAACAGGUCCACCUUCCCAGAACAGCAACAUUGGCACAGGAAGAGGGUCAGAAAGUGACUGCAGUCCUGAAGACAAGAACUCUGUUACUGCCAAACUGCUACUGGAGAAGAUUCAGUCAAGGAAAGUGGAGAGGAAACCUAGUGUGAGUGAGGAGGUGCAGGCCACCCCUAGUAAAGCUGGGCCCAAGCUCAAGGACCCCCCACAAGGUUACUUUGGGCCCAAGCUCCCCCCAUCUCUUGGCAAUAAGCCUGUCCUUCCACUGAUAGGGAAGCUCCCAGCUACCCGAAAGCCCAAUAAGAAAUGUGAAGAGUCUGGCUUGGAAAGGGGGGAAGAGCAAGAACAGUCAGAGACAGAAGAGGGGCCCUCAGGGAGUAGUGAUGCCCUAUUUGGGCAUCAGUUCCCUUCAGAGGAAACAACUGGCCCCUUAUUAGACCCACCCCCAGAAGAGCCAAAGUCUGAAGAAGCUACUGCUGAUCACCCUGUGGCUCCACUAGGCACCCCAGCACACACUGACUGCUACCCUGGGGAUCCAACCAUCUCCCAUAACUACCUCCCCGACCCCAGUGAUGGGGACACCCUGGAGUCCCUGGAUAGCAGCAGUCAACCAGGCCCUGUGGAAUCCAGCUUGCUGCCGAUAGCACCAGACCUUGAGCAUUUCCCCAGUUAUGCACCUCCCAGUGGGGAUCCUAGUAUUGAGUCAACAGAUGGGGCUGAGGAUGCUUCACUGGCCCCCCUGGAGAGCCAGCCCAUCACCUUCACCCCUGAGGAGAUGGAGAAGUACAGCAAGCUCCAGCAGGCUGCUCAGCAACACAUCCAGCAGCAGCUUCUGGCCAAGCAAGUAAAGGCCUUUCCAGCCUCAGCUGCCCUGGCCCCAGCCACACCAGCCCUGCAACCUAUCCACAUUCAGCAGCCAGCUACAGCCUCUGCCACCUCCAUCACAACUGUUCAGCAUGCCAUCCUACAACAUCAUGCUGCCGCAGCUGCUGCCGCCAUUGGCAUUCACCCCCACCCCCAUCCCCAACCACUUGCCCAGGUGCAUCAUAUUCCCCAGCCCCAUCUGACCCCCAUUUCCUUGUCCCACCUCACUCACUCAAUCAUCCCUGGCCACCCUGCCACCUUUCUCGCUAGCCAUCCCAUCCACAUCAUUCCCGCCUCAGCCAUCCAUCCUGGGCCUUUCACCUUUCAUCCUGUCCCACAUGCUGCCCUCUACCCCACCCUACUUGCCCCACGGCCUGCUGCAGCAGCUGCCACUGCCCUCCACCUUCACCCACUACUUCACCCCAUCUUCUCAGGUCAGGACCUGCAACAUCCUCCCAGCCAUGGCACAUGAGUUGGGGGAUGGGAUCCUAGGUAGGGCCAGGGGAGGAGACCCAUAAAUGUUCCCUUGGGGCUGUUGAGCUAUUAAUACCAGCAAGUAGAAGCUGGGAUGGGCAGUGUCUGACAGCCAAAGAAUUGAGUUUUGGCUCACAGGGGUGGGUUUAGAUUUGAAGUUUGCUUUCAGUUUACUAUCAGGGAUUUCUUUUUCCUGUCCUCCUCUCAAUUUGUCCCUCCCUCUCCUGUGUUUCUAAGCUAGGGAACACCAGUAAGUGCUACCCACCCCUCUGCAGCAACAUCUCCAAACUGUCAAGUUUAGAUAAUCCCCUCCUCCCUCUGCUUUUUGCUUUUUUCCUCUGCUCUUCCCUUCUAUAAAUUUUAAAACAUUUUCCUCCUCUCUGGCCAGUGGGUUGUCACCAAAGCACUUGCUGUGGGCCCAUCUGGUCUUGCCUUCUCAGCGCCACAGGGAAGGCCAAGCUGUUCUAGUGGUGGAAGUGCCACCACUUUGGGGUAGUGUCUUUGACAUCCUUGGUGACGUUAUGUUAUCCCAGGUGAGGUGGAAAGAGUCUCACCUGGAACCUGAUAUAACUCAGGCUGCAAUUCCAUCCAGUUCCCACAUCAACGGAGCCACACAUUUGGCACUAUUAUCCUGGUGUCCCUCAUCCCAGAAGAGGCAUCUCUAUAUCCCAGAAAAGAAGAUCCUAUCAUGAAUAAAAGUUGUGUGGAACAUAGAGUUGCCCAUGUGCUUUCCCGGAGAGGAGCUCAUGUGUCUGAAGUGAAGGGUAUAUUUUCUUCUGUUGUGUUGAUGUUUCCUUCUUAAUUUAUAGGAUUUUUUUAAUGUAAAAAAUUGCACUGAACUCUAUAAACGUAAAUGCUGCUUUUUGUAGCUCAUAUAAAAAAGGUUCCAUAUUUGUAGUAUACUGCAAUAAUAUUUUUUACAUCCAGCUCUUUAAGUGAUCCUCGUUCUGGUGGCUUUGUGUAAAUAUGUUUGCCCUAGUUGAAUUAAGAAACUUUAAAGGUUAUAAAAUGAAAACAAAAAAUAAAAUAUUUGUUUUCUGCUAGAUGCAAAACUGACUAAGCAUGUAUAUUUUACCAAGCUUAUGUAUUUUUUGAAGUUAUGAACUAUAAAAUGUUAAAACAUUUUUUGCUGGGACAAAAUGUUAAGUAAUUUGCAGUAAGUAGUGCCCCCAGUAUUGGGAUUUUUGAGCUAAUGGGCAGCAGUCAGCCGGGGGCUUCUGAGGGAUACUCAUCUUUAACAGUCUCCCUCAUGUACUUUUGCUGUUUUACACGGAGAAACAGGUGGACCCCACAGAGGAGAAGGAGGGGACUCAACAGCUUUAUUGUCUGGAAGCAGUGAGAUUUGGUGAUUGUCUGGGGGGAUUCCUGGGUUUCCCUGGGUACCUUGUUCAAGGCAGUCAGUCCAUUUGCCUUCCUAGUACUUAGCCCCCUCUGACAAUUUUUUUUUUUUUUAAUGUGCCUUUUGGGUUGGUAGAAACUGAAGUAGAAGUAGGCUGGAGGAUGAGUUGGGACAGUCUUUUUCCUUUUGUUGGGAGGUGAGCACACUUACAGAUACUUCAGAUUAUUUUGCUUCAUAGUUUCCAUGCCCUCUGCCCAGCUCAGUUUAAACAGUAAACGUUCCUUGUUUCUUUUCUCCUAUGACACUGACAAGAGGAAUUACCACCUCAGCCUCUUUUGCCCCUCUUCUUGCCUUUCACCCAGGCUCUCAGCCCCAAUUAACACACUGACCCAAAGGGGCUUGUAUUGCAGGUCCCAUCUCCUUUGAUGAGGUUAACAAUUCCCUCUUUGGCAUUUUCCUAACUAUUCCUGUGGCUAGAAUUGGUUGGUUGGUCACUUGACAAGAAAAACCAUACUUAUCUGGACCAGGGCUCUGUGUUCCUGCCUUCUCAAAUUCUCAGAAAAGUGUUAAGUUUAUGAAAAGAAAGUGGCAGGCAAGCGCACUCUUGACUGCCCUCCCACCCUCCUACCUGUUCAGUGCUCCUUGUCUGAUUCAGAAGCAUCACUUCUUGUAUAACUGGCACUGGAAAAACGAAAUCAUCUGUGUAAGUGAAGGGACUCAUUUUUCUUUGCUUUCAGCCCAUGUAAAUAAAUAAUACAGUAUUAACAUUUUUGUGCUGCUUCCCAUUAGCUUGUAGAUUGAGCCAUACUCUGGCUGCCUCUUUACCUUCCUCGGGGCAUUUUCUUUAACUUCCAGAAUAGUGAUUUUAAAACUUAAAAAAAAAAAACAAAAUAACCUAUCCUUACUUACAAGCAUAACAGAUUGUAUUUAACUUUAUCACAUAUGAUAGAGAUAUAUAUGCUGUAAAAUGAGGGAAAGGAACUUUCUAAUAAACCAAUGAUUUGUGGAAACUUA
This is a messenger RNA of Cercocebus atys (sooty mangabey), 9262 nucleotides long. It is a transcript of the gene GPATCH8, whose product is annotated as G patch domain containing 8. Gene Ontology annotation, cellular component: nucleus. Gene Ontology annotation, molecular function: nucleic acid binding. The coding region runs from base 2636 to 6907 and encodes 1423 amino acids. The transcript is spliced from 11 exons. Lineage: Eukaryota; Metazoa; Chordata; Mammalia; Primates; Cercopithecidae. The record is from RefSeq and is a predicted model, not a curated record.